CUGUCAUGGAAAUAUUGAUGGACACUAUUUCAUCAUUUCCAUUUGUCUGAUCUGUCUUAUCGGACGUUUGGAGAAAAAGUGUGAGUGAUAAUUUAUCUUGAUGUGUGUAUUGAGAAGUUAGAGUUGUUUGCACGUGAUUUAACUCGGAGUUGGGCAAUCAACAAGAUGGCAAAGCAAGAGGUGCCAGCACCGUCCCAGAAAUUUAAACUAGUCCCAAAAAUAGUUAAUGGAGGAAUAGCGGGAAUUAUUGGGGUUUCAGUGGUUUUUCCCCUGGAUUUGGUAAAAACCAGACUCCAGAAUCAGGUGAUUGGGCCCAAGGGAGAGAGAAUGUACACCUCAAUGUUCGAUUGUUUCAAAAAAACGUACAAGGCUGAGGGCUACUUUGGGAUGUACAAGGGAUCAGGUGUCAAUAUUCUAUUGAUCACCCCAGAGAAGGCCAUCAAAUUAACUGCCAAUGACAUGUUCAGGCAUUAUUUAUCUCCUGGCCCCGGUCAACCACUGCCACUGGAACGUGAAAUGCUAGCCGGAGGAUCAGCUGGUGCUUGUCAAAUUGUGAUAACAACUCCCAUGGAGCUUUUAAAAAUUCAAAUGCAAGAUGCUGGUCGUGUUGCAGCUGCAGCAAAAUCUGCUGGGAAAACAGUUCCAAAAAUAUCAGCCUGGUCAUUAACCCAGGAUUUGUUUAAAAAACGUGGAAUUAUGGGACUUUAUCAGGGGACUGGUGCCACUGCCCUCAGAGAUGUCACAUUCUCUGUUAUUUAUUUUCCAUUAUUCGCACGAUUGAAUGAUCUAGGCCCAAAACGUGAAGAUGGAUCUUCUGUAUUUUGGUGUUCAUUCUUGGCUGGAUGCACAGCAGGUUCCACUGCUGCAUUAUUAGUCAAUCCGUUCGAUGUAAUUAAAACUAGAUUACAAGCUAUAAACAAAGCUCCUGGUGAGCCGACGUACAAUGGAGUGUUGGAUUGUAUCCUGACAACGAUGAAAAAUGAAGGGCCAACAGCAUUUUUCAAGGGUGGGGCAUGUCGUAUGAUCGUGAUAGCCCCAUUAUUUGGGAUAGCACAGACUGUUUACUACCUCGGUGUCGCUGAAAAUCUCCUAGGGAUUAAAUAAAUAAAUCAAAUCAG
Molecule: messenger RNA, 1118 nt
Organism: Fopius arisanus
Lineage: Eukaryota; Metazoa; Arthropoda; Insecta; Hymenoptera; Braconidae
Product: mitochondrial glutamate carrier 1-like
Exons: 7
Coding region: 166-1104 (312 amino acids)
Biological process (GO): L-glutamate transmembrane transport; malate-aspartate shuttle; aspartate transmembrane transport
Molecular function (GO): L-glutamate transmembrane transporter activity; L-aspartate transmembrane transporter activity
Source: RefSeq, a predicted model, not a curated record